Prorocentrum cordatum is the source of this 885-nucleotide messenger RNA. NCBI's taxonomy places the organism in Eukaryota, Dinophyceae, Prorocentrales, Prorocentraceae. The record is from the annotation of a GenBank genome assembly.
CAGGGCCUGGGGCGCGCCGGCGCCCCCGCCGAGGCGCAGCUCGCCGGCCCGUGGCCGCGGGACAUCUUCUGCGGCAGGGGGCGGAGGCCGCCGCGGGCGGCCUGGCGACCGCCGGCGCGCUCCCCGAGCCCUUCGCCGUCGCGGUCGGACGUGGAGGCGGCGCUGGACGGCCUGCGCACGCCGCCCGGCGCGGCGGCCGAGGGGAGACGACCGGAGCAGGAGGGCACGCCGUGGCGGCCGGGGCACGCCGCGCAGGGCACGGGCUCGCCCGAGAGUGCCUCCUCGCGCGGCAGCGGGCUGGACACGCCGGCCACGCUCCUCGAGGCCCCCCGGCGACUCGGCCCCGCCGGUGAGGCGGCCGCUGGCUCGCUGGCCGCUGCGCGGGACCGCUUCAAGGUCUCCGUGAACGCCACGGCCCGCAGCAGCGAGUUCCAGAGGACGAAGCUUCUCGAAUUGGAUGCCAUCAACAAUUCACCGACACAGUGCAAGGACUUGGCGUGGACGUCGGACCUGUCGCGGGUGCCAGGCCUGCCACCACAGAGUCCGCCGUGGGCAGCAGCAGCAGCGCAGGGGCGCGACCAGCUGCACUCGCCUGUCAGCGACGAUCCCCGGGCGCAUCUGGACGCGGGGCGGCUGAUCGUUACGCAACCUUUCGCGCCGCCUCCGGGCCCCCAGAAAGCGCCGCCGCCGUCGACCGCCGGACGCCGGAGGGGAUCCACGGCCUCGGCCCUCGGCCCCCGCGGCCUCGACGGGGGCGCCGCUCCCCUGCGGUUGCCUCGCGUGGGCUUCUUCCGCUCCUCCCGCUGCUGCAGCUCCUCCUUGUCCUCCUUCCUCAACCGCGCGCGUGCCUCACCGCGGGGACGGGGACUCCUCCUCGGAUCGGAC